Messenger RNA from Nezara viridula (southern green stink bug), 3848 nucleotides. The record is from the annotation of a GenBank genome assembly. Lineage: Eukaryota; Metazoa; Arthropoda; Insecta; Hemiptera; Pentatomidae.
CCUGUUACCCAAUAAAAUACUAGUACAACUGCUAACAAACAUAAUAAAAUAUGUUAUUCAUGUUAUACCUUAGCCUCUCACUAAUUUUGGAAUCUCCUUGCGUUGUUUGGGUGUCGCUAAGCUUUUGUAACCUACCUUCGAUAUGGAGGUACUGUUUUUAUUUAUUAUUUCAUUUUCUUAUGUUUUUCCAUCAAAUAUACCACCACCCCGAAAGAAACCUCCUGUGUUAGUUCAAAAAUGUUGUAAAAAGGGUGAAAUUUUUAUUGACAAAAAUUGUGCUCUAGUUAAUGAAACUAGUGAAACAGAAUGGGAACCUCAGUUUAUGGAUGAGAAUGGAAGACCUGUUUCGAAUAUUCAUUAUAAAAUUUUAACUGGUAUCCCUUCUUGUGGAAAUCGACAAUCAUGGGAAGUUUACCAUAAAGCUCUUGACAAACUUAGACUCUUACCCGAUGGUAGUUUGAGGCACUACACCAUAACUGCUGAACAAGGUAUUUCAGAUGAAGAAUUAAAUCAAGAAGAAUUUUUGCAUCAUGACUACCGUCUAGGGUUUUACUGCAGUGAAAAGCUCACAUUCAAUGGUGAUACCUUUGAUUAUGCAAUAGUUUGUCCACCUGAUAUUUCAAAGACGUGGAAAGAUACUGACUUCAUUCUUCGCAAAAUACUGGAUCCAGUUUUCCAUAUCAUAGCCAUCUUUUGCUAUGUAACAGUGGCAAUUGUUCAUUUUGUUUUGCCACAGUUACGAGAUAUGGUUGGAAAUAUUAUUACAACAAUGUGUGUUUGCUUGAUUAUUGCUCAGGCUGCAGAUACAUGCAGAAUAUUUACUGAGUUUACCAGUCCAGUUGGCUUUUUGGUUGCAGACAUAAUAAUGUUUAUCAGCUUAAUUGGAGCUUACUUUUGGUUAGCUAGUUUUGGAUUUUAUAUCUGGAAAACAUUUAGGUCUCCAAAUGUAUUUCUAAGGAUUACUGAUGGAAGAAAGUAUUGUUAUUAUUCUUAUUGGGUCUGGUCUGCAACCAUAACGAUGUCCAUAGUGGCAACAUUCUCUCAUUUCACUUUAGAUAUACCUGAUCCUUCUGAAAAACCUGGUACACCUAUUGCUCAAGGAACUGCAUUAGGUUUACUGGGCAUUGCAGUUUUUUUUUCUCCUGUUGCAUGCACUGUAUUAGCAGAUAUUUAUUUUUAUUUGUCAACUCUUCAAGUAAUGAGUACAGUGGAAUCAUAUGGUAGAAUUCAUCAUAAAUUAAAAUACUGCUUUGAAACAUUCAUUAAAAUAUUUUUGAUAAUGGCUGUCAGCUGGCUGUUUCUGAUGUUGUCAUGGCUUCCUUAUUCAGGAAUGUACUACUGCUACAUUUUUAUUAAUGCUUUAGAAGCACCACUUAUACUGUAUAUUAGUGUCUUAAGUCAAAGGAGAGUUAGGUUUCUCUUACGAAAAGUUUGUUGCUUUGAAAAGUGUGUUUGUCCUUGUUUCCGUCCAAAUCAACCCAAUGAUGUGCCUGAGUGGGGAGAAGAAAUGAUGGCAAUGAAUCGAUAAUAAUUGAAAAUAUUUAUUAAUAAAAACAAGAUUCUUGGCAUCCAAGACCAUUUUAAACAAUUGAAGUAUUUUAAUCUCCAAAAGUAAAUUGACUUUCAAUUUAUUUAUUUUUUUAUUCGUUAAAAAGGAAUAACUUAAUUGAUUGAAUGGUGAAAUGCACUGUAGUUGUGUUUGAAACCAAUUCUACAACUGUAAAUAUGAUAUUUAACAUAAAAACAAGUAAAAUGAUUUAUAUCAUUGGAAAUGAGAUAUUAUUAGAAUAUAAAUUAAGUCUGAAAAUGUGAUUUUUCUAUGUCAGUGUAUAUAUAUUUUAUAUGCGUAUUAUAAUUUUUUAAUUAUUGAUAAAGAAAUUACUGCAGAAUCUCUUACUAAGUGAUAUAUAAUUUUCUUCGUAGAUUAUUUUUUAUUAAUAAGAUAAAUAAAUGUUUUGUUUAUUAUUUUAGACAUUCAACUCAUCUAUUUAGUAUGUAUAACUAAUAUUUAACUCUCAAGAGGUCAUUUUAAAUAUUAUAUAUAUUUGUUAGAUAUAAUCUAACACAUUUAUAUACUAAACAUUUCAAAGCUUGUUAUAAAUAGCUGCAUUAUGUGUUAAAGUAUAUUGUAUUUUUGUAUGACUAAAUGAUACAUUAGAGAUAGCACCAACUCUAUUUGUACUUGGUACAUACUAAACUUUAGAUUGGGGACUUUAUAAAAAAUACAAAAACUGAGUUUGAAGCUUAGCAAAGGUUUUUUAUAUUUGUUAGAUUUAAUUUUAUACAUCAAUAAAGUAAAUUUAUUAAAUCAAUUUAAUAAAGCAGACAAUGAUGGCUAAAAUUGUAGACUAUAGAUGCUAUAAAAUUAUAUGAAUCAAAAGUGUCGGGUUUAUUUAUGGCUAGGUUUAUCGUAUCAAACUUAAUUCAGUCAAUUUAAAAUAUAUUUUUUAGGGUGUAUUGCUCAGCCAUUUGUUGAUGUUUUCUCUAGGUGCCAUAAGCUUAUUAUCAUAAAAAUAUAUCCAAUCAGCUGUUCUCAUCCUUACCUGAUUUCAUCGGAUAAUACAUUUUUAAUUAUUAAUUAAUUCUCCGGUUAAUUCAUCCUUCUUCGGUCCGAAUAAUCUACGCAAAAACAUUUUUAAUUAAUGAUCCGUAAUUAUUAUUAUUGUACAAAAGUGUCUCCUUUACAUCAGACAGGUCUAACCCUCUAAGUGGAUUUAUAGAAUCCUGUGAUCAGCUGCAUCAUCCAAUCUAAAACAGAAUUAAAGUAAUCCUCCCACUUUUCGAAGACCUUUCCUUUGUAUAUGAGCAGAUUGUUGUAUGAGAUCAUUCUUGGCCUCAAGGUUUUUUGACUAGCUUACACUUGCUUUUAAAUAUUUUUUAUGAAUUAAUGAACAAAAAUAACAUUUCCUCCAUUGUCCUAUCUAAUUUUAUUACUUUUUAUAUGGCACUAUCCCCUUUGUGAGGACUGAACCUCCUUCCACAUUAAUUACCAGUUACCACUAUUCUUUACUCUCAGUUUCCAGUUCUGGAUCUCAAGGAUGAUGGAGCACACCAUUAUUUUUUUUUGUAAUCUGAUCCUCAGAUAUUUUAUGCUGUCAUGUCUGGUGCAGUAAAAUUUAAAUGGGAUUACUAUAUCAAUAUCCCCAUAAAGCUUCAUCUCAAUAUUAUUCCAAUAUCAUCAGAGUCCAUUUGAACAUGGCAUCCCAAAGAUUCUCUUCAGGAACUGCCUUUUAUAUCUUACCAAGGUCAUUUCGGUUUUUAGUCUUACAUUCUGCAGCAUAUAUGAGCACUGGCCUUAUCAGUGUCUUAUGUAGACCAAUAUUUCUAGUUUCGGAUUAUAUUCUACUCUGAAUUUCCUAGGCUAUGUUAUUUUAGGAAUCAAUCUAAGAUCCUAAUUUCUCCAUCUCUUGAAAACAUACUGCUAAAUAUGUAUGUUGAGUUUUCUUUCAUGAGGGCUGUACUCUUGUUUCGUUUUUUACUAUUCAUACUGCCUCCUUGUAUAACUAUUUUUAUUAUUCUCUUAUCAAUUUCAGCACACAAGAAUAUAUAUAUAGGUUAUACUAAGAGUUGAGGUACAGAUUUUACUAUUCAUCUUGGGUUAAUUUUUUCUAUUCAUUUAAAGUUGCUUAUAAAACUUUAGUACAUGAAAAACAUGCAUGACCUUUGUGGUAAUUUUUUGGCCUCUGGAGAGAUUAUCCGUUAAUUUUGUACAACUUCAUUACUAACCUUUUUUAUUUUCACUGUAUUUAUUUAUUAUUAUGAAAGACAAAUGUUUUCUAAAAUGUAUUUUUUGUAUUUGGAUAUAAUCCAUUUAAAAAAACAAAUAGGCUUUAUAUUUAAUGAACAUG